Messenger RNA from Plutella xylostella (diamondback moth), 1333 nucleotides. RefSeq lists its product as uncharacterized. The record is from RefSeq and is a predicted model, not a curated record. NCBI's taxonomy places the organism in Eukaryota, Metazoa, Arthropoda, Insecta, Lepidoptera, Plutellidae.
AUGACGAUGAUAAACGACAUCCGCUCGUUAUUUUUAAAAUGUAAUGUUUUAUUCUCGAUUUUACAAGCUUGUUAACCACUUUUAAAGGCAUAAACUAUUUAGUUAAAUCUAUGUUUCUUUAUGAUUUAGUUUUGAUGAUAAUAAGUAAGUUCUGAUUAUGUUGUAGUAACUUCCUUAUCAUACCCUGCUGAUCAUAACUUUCAAGUACUGAGGACAACCCCGAAUAGCCCGUAAGUAUGCAGAGUAAUCUACGCACACGGCACAGUGACUUCGACACAUGUGGCCCUAAAGAAAGGCCCUUGAACUUGGCACGCAAGUCCGACAGUACCUUCGCAACAUACGACACCCUUGACGCAGCGCUGUUUCUCAAAACGAAAGAAGACGUUAAAGUCGAUAAGAGCGCUUUGGGAGACGAGACUUCUGACUCGGAGAAACUAUCCGUAAAAUGUGAAAAGUACUAUAAAAAGUACGAACUCGACGAGUUUCCCGUAAAAGAUGUCUCUGGCAAUAGCAGUAAGGCUGCAGUAAGAUACCAGGGACAUGGCGACGCUAAGACUCUGAUGAACACUCAAUCAGAGCUUGAUGCUGAGAAGUCGAUCCAAAAGAAUGUAUCCCAACAACUGCAGACGGAGGAUGGCUCGUUAUGCAGUCUCGAGUCUAACAUCAAGUUCUUCAAGACCACGGUUCAAGAAAUCCUCGACAACUUCUUCACCAGCGUCCAAGACUUCGAGGUGUACAAGAAGAGAUUCCACGAGAUUCUAGAAAAAAGUCACGAGGACUCUGUCAUGGAGAUGGAAGAGUUUAUCAAGGACAUGAUCCAUCACGUGAUGACGUCAGAGCCCUCGGUCAGCGGGAAGAAGUCUCUGGAACACACUGCGACUGACGCAUUAUCCAACAAUGAUAAUUACAACUUGGACUCGUCUAAUGUGGGGAGCAAUGUUUCCCCUUGCGAAGACAGGGAUAAGGCAACUCUUCAACUGUUGUUUGACGAUAACAGCAGCUCCCGAUCCAACCGCUACAGAAAUCUCUUCUCCGAGGUCCACCUGCAAUAUGCUUUAGAAUGCCGAGACAAGAAAGUGGUUUCGUUAGACAACUUCAACAGGAUUAACCCCAAAAAAUUGCAGCUGGAUAGAUGUAUGCUGGACGAUAAACAAACGAAAAUGUCGGAAAAGGAUAUCCCGGUAAAGGUAUCGUCAGCUAAGCGAGAUAUGCACAAAGCUGAAGAAGAGAUGGCCACUGAAGAUUUAAACGCCUGCACCAAAUCAUUCAUGUCUCGCCUUUGCGCCUACUUUUGUAAAAAACUACGCAGAUGUUAACUACAUAAUAAUUUAUU